CCUCACACCACACCCAGCUAGAGCGAGGCGGACACCCAAGCAACCACACUCUCCCACCCUCAGCCACCGCACAAGCAAGAAGAAGAAGAAGAGGUCUUCUCUCUCCCUGCUUUGCUUAGCCAUGUCGUCGUCGGCCAUGGAAGCGCUCCACGCCCUGAUCCCGGAGCAGCAGCAGCGCGACGGGGAGAUGGCGGCCGCGGCGCUCAGCGGCGCCACCAGCGGCGAGGAGAGCGGCCACGUGCUGCAGGGCUGGGCCAAGAGGAAGCGAUCGCGCCGCCAGCGCUCCGAGGAGGAGAACCUCGCGCUCUGCCUCCUCAUGCUCUCCCGCGGCGGCAAGCAGCGUGUUCAGGCGCCGCAGCCGGAGUCGUUCUCUGCGCCGGUGCCUGCCGAGUUCAAGUGCUCCGUGUGCGGCAAGUCCUUCAGCUCCUACCAGGCGCUGGGUGGCCACAAGACGAGCCACCGGGUGAAGCAGCCGUCUCCUCCCGCUGAUGCCGCCGCCGCUCCACUCGUGGCCCUCCCGGCCGUCGCCGCCGUCCUGCCGUCCGCCGAGCCGGCCACGUCGUCCACCGCCGCGUCCUCCGACGGCACGACCAACAGGGUCCACAGGUGCUCCAUCUGCCAAAAGGAGUUCCCCACCGGGCAGGCGCUGGGCGGGCACAAGAGGAAGCACUACGACGGAGGCGUGGGCAGCGUCGCCCCCUCGUCCACCGAGCUUCUGGCCGCCGCGGCCGCCGAGUCCGAGGUGGGGAGCACCGGCAACGGGAGCUCCGCCGCCCGGGCCUUCGACCUGAACAUCCCGGCCGUGCCGGAGUUCGUGUGGAGGCCGUGCGCCAAGGGCAAGAUGUGGGAGGACGAGGAGGAGGUGCAGAGCCCCCUCGCCUUCAAGAAGCCCCGGCUUCUCACCGCCUGAGCAUCUAGCUGCUGCUGCAUGGAUCCCAUCGAUCCAUCCAAGUUUUUGGUCCAGUCCAGUCCAGUGGUGAAAUUCGUUGAUUCGUUUGGUUAAAUUUGUUCUGCUCCUGUACAGAUUGAGUGAGUGAGUGAGUAAUACUACAUACAUACUCCAGUAGCCAUAUACGUAGAAGAUAUAGGCAGUAGAUCUUGUUGGUUCCUUGUAACGACGGAGGAGUACUUGCUUCCUCUUUCAGAUGUUGUGUAGGCGUCAGUAUAUUGUACUAGUCGACAGUUCAUACAUACUCAUACAGAGAUUGGUCAUGAACUGGCAGUGCCGUGUAACAUAAACAUGGAUGAAAUUGGAGAUUAUUGGAAUUGAUGAAAAUUCUGCGCUUGUUUUAUCAA
Molecule: messenger RNA, 1296 nt
Organism: Triticum dicoccoides
Lineage: Eukaryota; Viridiplantae; Streptophyta; Magnoliopsida; Poales; Poaceae
Product: zinc finger protein 1-like
Exons: 1
Coding region: 122-910 (262 amino acids)
Biological process (GO): regulation of DNA-templated transcription
Cellular component (GO): nucleus
Molecular function (GO): transcription cis-regulatory region binding; DNA-binding transcription factor activity
Source: RefSeq, a predicted model, not a curated record